Molecule: messenger RNA, 2948 nt
Organism: Daldinia decipiens
Lineage: Eukaryota; Fungi; Ascomycota; Sordariomycetes; Xylariales; Hypoxylaceae
Exons: 5
Coding region: 92-2377 (761 amino acids)
Biological process (GO): regulation of DNA-templated transcription; DNA-templated transcription
Molecular function (GO): DNA-binding transcription factor activity, RNA polymerase II-specific; DNA binding; zinc ion binding
Source: RefSeq, a predicted model, not a curated record
UGUAAAUUGCAAACGGUAAAUGCUAAACUACCUUAGAUACCUAACCUACCAACUAUAAAUUAUAAACUAUGAACUGUAACUAAGGAAACUCAUGGACGACGACGACAAUACGAAUACGGCGUCUGAAGGUCGCAAACGCCCGAGAUCACGAAGCGAUGACGUACCCUCCUCAGCUUGUGAUCAAUGUCGAUAUCGUAAGAUCAAAUGCGAUAGGCUUCAACCAGAGUGUUCUAGCUGCCGUAAAACCGGCAUCGCCUGUACCUCGUCUGGCACCGUUAAGCGGGUGAAUCAAACCAAGCAGCUCCGAGACGAUUUCACCACCGUCCUAGAACGUCUCGACGGAGUCGAUCAGACUUUAAGCGCCCUCACUAAAAUCACCGAACAACUCGCUGCUCGAGCAUUCACUUCCAACUCGAAUCCCCCUCCUCCUACUUCAUCUUUACCUCAACCAACACAGACCUCGGGUAAUGAUGAAGGUAGUGCCAUUUUACCAAGCGUCCAGAGGGAUCGACCUGGACGAGUGGCCGAGGAUAGAUGUCGACAUGAAACUAUACGGUUAGGUCAAGGGGGUGAACGGACUUAUAGCUAUCCUGCGGCUAUUCCUUUACUUGUAUCAUUAUCCAAGCAGCUAGCCCAAUUUCUCGUCGAGCGCGGGGGUCAACAAGACGGCGAUGUAGACGCGAUCGUUAAGGACCCAGCGUUGCGAAUUGCUCUUCGACGACAGCUCCAAAACUUUCCCUUACCACAAUGCCAGCAACCCGUCAUAGCGAGCGACCAUAAGCCUAUCACAGCUCCACCGCGAUUUUUACUUGACUUAUUUGUUAAUAACUUCUUAGGCAAUAUCAACAUCCGCUUUCCAAUAUUCGAAGAGACACUGCUUUAUCGUGCUAUUGAUACGUAUUAUUCGGCCGAGUCGUCGAGCGAUAGUAGCGCUUGGACAUCCAUAUUCAACAAUAUCGUUUUGCUUGGUCUGGGUCUCGAAGUGCAGGUAGCGGAAGCUACCCAGUCUAAUACAAGGAAUAUGAACAAUGAUCUACUUCCUUCUUUCUUACAGAACUGCGACCGUGCUCUGGCUGAUCUCGACCCUUUCACAUGCCCCUCCAUAAUUAACGUUCAGGUGCUCAUAAUGCUGGCCCUCGUAUCUAAGCAAUUCUAUGGUAAUAUAAUGUUUGAACGUAUGUGUCAGACGGCCUGCCAGGUCGGCCUUACUCUUGGGCUCCACCGAUCCAGAACCAGUGAGGACGACGCCGGCCACAGACAAACAGAGUCGGAACGACUAUUCAGAGUUCUCUAUGCUCUAGACAAACAGCGUGCUUUCAUGUCUGGCCAAACUUGCGAUAUUCAUCUAUUCGAUUCGGACUUGACUUUAAGCUCCACCAACGAUAAUGAGCCGCCAAGUCGCCGACUCAACAACGGUUUCGACCAUAUGAUGGAAAUUUGGGAAGAAGUAUACCUCUCCCUUUAUUCUUCGAGGGCGAAUACUGCCGAAGAGGUAUAUCGUGUUCGACAGGCGCGUCGCAUGACUCAGCUUGUAGAUGAAUGGCACCAGCAAAACCACGAAUUAAUAGCUGCCACAUUCCCGGGAGAUACAGCAGGACUAACCAGCAUACAACUUGAACUAAAGUAUUGUUAUCAUGUAACUCAGGUUCUUUGCCUUCGUCGUGAUCGCCAGGACGAGCUUGCUCAGCGGCAAAUGCGCGAUCAUGCUCGCAUCUGCCUCAGACUUGUUUCCGAGGCCGGUUCCUCGUCACCCACUACGACAAGUUUAGCUCUACUGGACCGAAUGCUCGGCAACUAUCCCGUAGUAGCAUUCAUAGAGAUAGUCGCAUUUUACUUCAACACCUUAGCCAAAGGUCAAGUCCCCGCACUAGAACUCGAGGCUGAUUUAGAAAUCCUAUGGGCAGUUUGUCGGUAUCUCCAGGUUUUGCACAAUCCUAGUUUUCAGGCGACGUAUUACCCUCGUCUACGAGACGGUUUAGCAUGGGCUCUAGAAAAUAUCGAAAUUAUGAAAGCUAAGCCAGGAGGUCAAUCACAGGGACCUCUAGACUAUAUCGAUAUCAGUCCCCUCGGUCUACGCUGCCCAAAGUCCUUUUUUAUCCCAACCUCCACCUCAAGUCCGGGAGGAGAUCCAAUUUCAACUAGUUCCCCAACCAACAGAACGGGAGAGAACUUAAAUACACCCCUAAUGCAGCUUCCCGAAGAUGGUGGGAUGGUUCUGGGGGAGUCCGCAAUAGAUAUCAUAAACUUCGACUUUUGUACAACUGCACCUCCGCCAACCUUUUUAGAUGGAUCUGGUCUACAGUCUUAUCCCACACCUAGUCACUCGGAAUAUAAUAUAACAUCAGAUCUAUUUCAAUUAUUUACGACUGAAAAAUGAGUUGGGAGCUCCUUUUCUACACCAGUGUUGCUUAUGCAUUUCGACUGGUUUGCCCGGCUCGACUGUACGUAUAAUGCCUAUCGAAUCACAUACUAGGCUAAUUAUCUUAUUUUUUAUUUUUAAAUUUGCAUUCGCAAAUGUUAAGCGAGUUGGAAGCCAGCAUCCUCUUCUGGUCUACUUGACAUAGUAUUCAACAGCUAUGAGUUAUAUGUGCGCUGUUAAAUAAUAUAUGUCGAAUUAUACACCCGAGAUAGUUAUUUUAUUUUCGCUCCGUUGAGAUCGUCCUGUGCGAAUAGCCAUUAUUCCCGUAGGCAAGUAGUUUAUUAACAUCAGACCUUACGGAGGGAGCCAUGUAUACCGGGUCUCUUUAAUAACUGAGGCUAUUUUUACAAUGGAAGUAAAUCAUGGCAUUUCCCCUUUCAUUUUGGAUUAAACUAUCAACUGAUAAUACUUGAUGCGAUCUAAAGUUCUAACGAUGAAGAUAUAACUGCGUGAAUUUCAGCAUAUACCUACCUCUCCGUUAAAGUCUUAUAAAUACACUAAAAGUUUUAUAAAUACACUGAAAUUCGGG